Messenger RNA from Phascolarctos cinereus (koala), 1655 nucleotides. NCBI's taxonomy places the organism in Eukaryota, Metazoa, Chordata, Mammalia, Diprotodontia, Phascolarctidae. The record is from RefSeq and is a predicted model, not a curated record.
AUGCUAAAUUUAGAGUACAUCAACAAUAUUACAAAAAGCAGCCUCUCCAACAAUGCCCUGAAGGGCUCCAGCUGCAAUCGUCCACCAACACACAAACUGGAGGAGACCACAGCUGUGGAAGAGACACAUGCUCUGUCUGAUUCCAAGGCGCGGGUCAGCAGAGCCUUGCAUCUGACCUGCGCUGUCCACAAGAGGGCAUGUGCCACCUCUAAGCCGGCCCUGGUCAUCCGGCCUCUUGCCCACCCACUCGUGGCUUUGCCCCCUCGGGAGGCCUCGGGCUGGCCCUGCAGGCCCCGCCCCCGCCCACGCCCCCCUCCUUCUCGGGCUGGACUGCAGGGCGGGUGUCAGUUUCCAUCCCCCAGGCUAGGGGCGGGAGCGUGGCCCCGGGCAGCAGCGCCAGCACCUAUCGCUUUCUCCAUCGGGGCGGGCGGACAGUCGCUGGAACUCGGACGGUUUCGUGUGCCCGCCCCCGCGGCCGAGGCCGCCUUCCAAGUGUUCCUCUGGAAUCCACGCUCCGGUAAACACCCGGGGAAGAGGAAAUUGGCCAAGCAAACAAGCGCGGCCGAUUGCAUAUGGGUGACUGCUCCCCGGGAGCAGCGCUUGCUGACGCACUCCCUGCCUUUUUCCCUACCUAGGCCUCCGGAGGAGAAGGAGGGGGGAAAAAGAGGGAAAGAUAAUAGUUUGGAAAGAAGCUGCCUUGGGGCAGCCGUGGCUGAAGAGCAGGCACAGGUCGAGCUGUUCAUCAAGGCUGGCAGUGAUGGUGCCAAGAUUGGGAACUGCCCCUUCUCCCGAAGACUUUUCAUGGUGCUCUGGCUUAAGGGUGUCACCUUCAAUGUCACCACUGUAGACACCAAGAAGAGAACAGAGACAGUACAGAAGUUGUGUCCUGGAGGUCAGCUCCCAUUUUUACUGUAUGGCACUAACAAGAUUGAAGAGUUUUUGGAGGAGGUGCUGAGUCCCCCUAGGUACCCCAACUUGGCAGCUAAGAACCCAGAAUCCAACACAGCUGGACUAGAUGUCUUCGCCAAAUUUUCUGCCUACAUCAAGAAUUCAAAUCCAGCACUCAAUGCCAACUUGGAAAAGGGGCUGUUGAAAGCCCUGAAGGUUCUUGACAACUAUCUGACAUCACCACUUCCUGAGGAGAUUGAUGAGACAAGUGCAGAAGAUGAAGGUGUUUCCCACAGAAAGUUUCUGGAUGGUGAUCAGCUUACACCGGCUGAUUGCAACCUACUGCCCAGGCUCCACAUUGUACAGGUUGUAUGUAAGAAAUAUCGGGGAUUUUCUAAUCCAGAGGAGUUUCGAGGGGUGCAAAGAUACCUGCGAAAUGCUUAUGCCAGAGAGGAAUUUGCCUCUACCUGUCCAGAUGCUGAGGAGAUAGAGCUGGCCCAUGAGCUAGUAGCCAAAGCCCUCCAGUAGCCAUGGACAGAGCUUCUUUCCUCCUCUACCCUGCUACUUCUUUCACAAAUGGCCUGAUAAGGCCAAUGAACACAUUUCAAGAUGGCCACUGAGCACAGAAUUUUGAAAUAAAGUACAGAAGGGCAGGGAAGGUUGUUGGGGAGCAGGGUGGGGAGGCAAAUGAGUGGGAUUUUUUUGGAAAGGGAUAGGAUGAAAAUAUUUCAAUAAUAAAACAGUUAAAAUACAAAAAAAAAAAAGAA